Molecule: messenger RNA, 1094 nt
Organism: Polyodon spathula (Mississippi paddlefish)
Lineage: Eukaryota; Metazoa; Chordata; Actinopteri; Acipenseriformes; Polyodontidae
Gene: sgf29
Product: SAGA complex associated factor 29
Exons: 10
Coding region: 121-1002 (293 amino acids)
Cellular component (GO): SAGA complex
Source: RefSeq, a predicted model, not a curated record
CUGUCGCUGCGCCGUCUCCUGGCAACCUGAUAGCAGGAGCGAGACUCUUUUUAUUCCUCUGCGCGCUCCGUAGCCCGGGCAGCCCCGCAACACAAUAAUAAAAGAAAGAUAUUCCCCGCCAUGGCGCUCGUCUCCGCCGACACACAGAUCUCAGAGCUCUUAGGUGAACUUCAUCAACUCAUCAAGCAGACUCAGGAGGAGAGAUCUCGCAGUGAACACAAUCUGCUCAACAUUCAGAAAACUCACGAGAGAAUGCAGACCGAGAACAAGAUCUCUCCAUACUACCGGACGAAGCUGAGAGGUCUGUACACCACUGCCAAGGCUGACGCAGAGGCAGAGUGCGGAAUCCUGCGCAGAGCCCUGGACAAGAUCGCAGAGAUCAAAUCAUUGCUGGAGGAGCGCAGGAUAGCUGUGAAAAUGUCUGGCUUGUAUAGCGAUGCUGACCCCCCCCGGAAGACGAUGAGACGGGGGGUGCUGAUGACCCUAUUGCAGCAAUCAGCCAUGACCCUGCCGCUGUGGAUCGGGAAGCCAGGAGACACUCCUCCGCCCCUGUGUGGCGCUAUCCCGGCCUCCAGCGACUACGUGGCGAAGCCUGGGGAUAAAGUGGCGGCACGGGUGAAGGCUGUGGAUGGAGACGAGCAGUGGAUCCUGGCUGAGGUGGUCAGCUACAGCCAUGCAGCCAACAAGUAUGAAGUUGAUGACAUCGAUGAAGAGGGCAAGGAACGCCACACUCUCAGUCGAAGGCGUAUCAUUCCGCUACCCCAGUGGAAGGCGAACCCCGAGACUGACCCCGAGGCUCUGUUCCACAAGGAGCAGUUGGUGCUGGCGCUGUACCCCCAAACCACCUGCUUCUACCGAGCACUGAUCCACGCACCCCCGCAGAGGCCCCAGGAUGAUUACUCUGUGCUGUUUGAAGACACCUCGUACGCUGACGGAUACUCUCCCCCACUCAACGUGGCCCAGAGAUACGUGGUGGCGUGCAAAGAGAACAAGAAGAAAUGAACGCUAGGCAGAGGAGAGACAACAUGCGUGGGAGAUUACAUUUUUAUAAAUAUUUUUUGUGUGCAUUUUUGUGAAAAAAAAAAAUAAAGAAU